ACAGCGCCGGCCGUCGAUGCGUUGACACCAGUCGCCGACCGACCGCCGAGGAGGAAGCAAUGCCGUGGCUCCUGCUGCUCUGCCUCUCGUGUAUUGUGGCACAGCCGUCCAGCGCCUACGUGGAGGACUACUACUGCGGCGAACACAACUGCUAUGAGCUGCUGGAACUAACGCGUGAUGCGACGAAGCAGGAGAUCAAGAGAGCCUUCCGUUCGGUCGCCUCAAAGACCCAUCCGGACAAAUUUCAAGACCCAGAGGAGAAGAGGCUAGCUGAGGAGCGGUUCCAACUUCUAUCGACAGCGUACGACAUCUUGAGGGACGAUGAAGCAAGAGAAGACUACGACUACAUGCUUGACCACCCUGAACAGUUCUACCAAAAUGUAUACCGAGCGUGGCGCAGGCGCAUGGCACCUCACGUGGAUGUCAGAAUUGUGCUUGCAGUUACCAUUUCCUGCAUCUCUUUGGUUCAGUACUAUAAUGGAUGGACAAAAUACGAGGAAGCCAUCAAACACUUCUCCACAGUCCCAAAGUACAGAAUCCAUGCCAUCGAGAUAGCCAAGAAGGAGGGAAUGCUCAUCACGGACAAGAAGAAGCUGAAGGGCAUGUCCAAGGAUCAGAUCAGAGAGCAGGAGGAGAAAGUGAUUCGCCAGGUCAUCGAAAAGAAGAUGGACAUUCGGGGCGUAUAUGCGAAGCCUACGUACAGGGAUAUUUUGUGGGUGCAGCUAGUGCUCCUUCCAUAUUGGACGUUUCAGUACAUUUCCUGGUACGUCCGCUGGGUUUGGAAAUUCGGCAUUUUACGGGAAGAGUACGGAGAUGAAGAGAAACUCUACAUUAUUCGGAAAAAUAUGGGCAUGAGUGGCGGACAGUUUGAUAGUUUAGACGAGGAGAUGAAGAUGCAGUACCUGGACAUGGAGCUGUGGGUGAAGGAGAACUUCAGGGCCUGGAAGGAGGAGCGCGACAUGGAGUGGCGGGUCAAGAUGGCCUCCUCGGGCCGCUACAAGUCCUACCGCCGCCACCUGAAAAACAACGGGCCCGGCCGCAUAUACUUUGACGAUUCUUAGAUUGUGAGCUUACGUGCUUUUGUUUGUUGAAAGCAUAAUGAUAACUUACUUUCACUGAUAAGGGUAUUACCUCAGCCUUCCAAGUUUAGCUCUAUUUGUACAGUGUAAAUUGUAAAUGAUAGCAUUCUCAUAGGUCUUGGUUUUGCAGCCGCACAUUCCAGGCCUCUCACACUGACAUGUGGUCGAAGUAGUAAGGUUGUUUGCAAGUUUCGUUUUGUCCUUGGCUUUUUUUCGUGAAUUACUACUUAAUUACCAAUUUUUGUCAAUGAUUUUUUUUUCCCCCUAGAGACUUGGAUAAUUUUUUUUUAUGUUUACUGAUGCCAGAUAUGGUGCUGUUACAUUUUAACUUUAGUCUUUGCUGGCCUGAGACCAAAUGGCAACAAGUUUCAUCUGUUACUACCUUAAGCCAUGAGUGCCAUAUCCAUGUACAGUCAACUCUAAGCUAAAGAUGUUAUUUACUGUGUAUAUAUAAACACCCUGAGAGUUUAAACAAGAAUGCCUCAGUAGUUAUUUGGUCAACUUAAGAGCUUUGGGUAAAUCAGGUUCCAUUCCGUGUCGGCUAAAAUAAUAUACUUAUUCUCCUUGAUUUCUUUGUUUGUGAAGUUAUGUUUCCUCCGUGAACUUAGUGAUUGCGAGUAAACAGACAAUAGACUAGUAGGAACCACAUCUGUCAUGCCUUGACAUUUUAUAUGAGUGCUUGUCCAUAAUUUGUGGGCAACUUUUAUUGUGAAAGAAGAUGAAAUGUUAUCAGACAGUUUGCCAGUAUUGUGAAAUGAGUACUUGUUGGGAAAUAGUUCAGUAAUUUCCUUUUUUUUUCUCUCUCUUUUUCUCUUUUUAAGUAUGCUGCGAAUGCAAGAAGUUAAAAUAUAGUAUUUUGUGACAGUUGUUGAUUAUUAUUAUUAUUAUUAUUAUUAUCAUUCAAAAUUAUAUUAUUGAUAUAUAAGAGAACAUUAUCCUGGAUGGAUGGGAUUUGUGAAUUGCAGGGGAUAGAAGAAAAAGAUGUAGCCAGUAGAUCUGUUUACAAUGCUUGAUCUAUCUUGAGUUAGGCUCAUAAUUUACCACUGCUGUGUGAAUUUAUUGACGAGGUAUGUAGAUUUCCUUAAUUUCGUGUCCAUCCAUAUACUUAAUGCCACCAUGAAAGAGCUUAAUGAACAAAUCAUUUGGUAAACAAACUGAUGGGUUAGUGUUGAGAGAUAUAGUUUGGAUUUGACUCAGUGCUUAAAAUGAUCAUCACGGUUAUUAUAAUUGCCAUCAUCUUUGCUAUUUUUGCUAUUAUAAUCUCUUUUGCAAAAAUCAAAAUAAUAUGAUACAAUUUCUACAGUUGGUUGUGCAUUUUAUCCUCCUUUUGAUUUAGGGUAAAAUAUUUUCUCUCUUAGUAUGUAUUUUACCAUUAAGGAACUAAGGUUUUACUUGUUCCGUUGUUAACAGGACAGGAGAUGAGUUAUGAGUUCCAGUAUGACCCAAUGUGACUUGGAUUUCCUGGAAUGUCUUUGGCUUGUGUAUUUUAAUUGAGCUCAAGGAAGGUCUGCCUCAAGUCAGAAGUUGUACUAGGUUCAUCUUCCUUGCCUUAGACUGGUUUCAAAUAGUGUAUGGAAGCAUUAGGUUUUAAUACAGAGAGCAAACCAAUCAAAUCAGUUUUGAAAUACUUCAGAGAUAUGUUGUAUGAUUUUCAUAAUUUCAUAAUGUAUCAUUUAGAUGUAAUGUUUUUUUCUGAUCUGAUCAGUUUUUCAAAAUGUAUCGUAGUCCUAUUAUGCAAGAACUUCAUAGAGCAUUAAUUGAUGGAGAGAAAAAGAUGUAUAGAUAAUGUGAACAAGAGAACAUGAAUGGCAGGUUCAUAUUCCACAAAGGCUUUAUAAAUCUACACAUCGUACAGAACCAGAUGAAGGCAUGUUGAUGCCUUGCGCAGCCCAGCAUUGGUGCUUCCCUCGCAUUUCUCUUUGGUUCAAAUAACUUCAAGGUCAGAUAAUCUCAUAUAGGACAUUUUAUAAUUUUAUACAACAGUAACCUCUUGUAAACAAGUGAUUUCUUCUGGUAAAUGAUUUUUUAUUCUUGACCACUAGAACUUGCCUGGCUAAUGUGAAAGGCAAACUAUGAGAAAAUACAGAGACAGAAAACAGCUGAUCAAGGUACAGAACCAGCUUUGUUUGCACUCGAGUGUGGCAGUGAGAGUUAGACAUGAUAGCUUGUGGGAAAAUCUGUGGUGCCCCCUCCCCUGGUACCCCAUGCAUGUGCAUAAUUUGCUUAAUCCAAGCUUGACCUUUUGGAAUUGUGAUUUUUCUAGAAUGGAGGUUGAUUUUACACCAAAAGGAAAAGAUACACUACAAGAAGCUUGUAAGUUUAGCCAGAGAAGCCAUAUAUUUAGAAAAUAUCAACAUAAAUAUGGCUAGAUUUUCUUAUAAGUGUUUAAUGUGAUGAAAGGAUAAAUGUUGAUGAUACUGUUAAUUGGAGGCAUCACUGCCAGUUGAAAGUAUUUAUUGUAAAAGGUCUUGGCAUCCAAACAUGUUAUUUAAAAGCUCUCUUGAACAUCACAGAAACCAGGGCUCUAAAAAGUGAAGUGAUAGUAAUUCUAUAUCUUUCAUGAAUGUUCCCUAUUGAAUGACUGCCCAUUUCGUGAGUCAUUUCCAUUAGCAUAUUUGUCUUGUGAUAAAAAAGAAAUGAGGUAAUGACAAGCAGGAAUGUCAUUUUUAGUGACCAACAGUUUCUUUACUGUUGGUACUUAUAUAUUUCAGAAGUUUUUGACUAAUAAUUUUUUUUAAUUAUUGUUAUUAGUGUUGUUAUUAUUAUUAUUAUUAUUAUUAUUAUUAUUAUUAUUAUUAUUAUUAUUAUUAUUAUUAUUAUUAUUAUUAUUAUUAUUAUUAUUAUUGCUUAAUCUAUUUGACUUUUUUAAAGGUUAUUAAAAUAAAUGUAUGAUAUAGGGUAAUUGGUGAUAUUGCACUUGAUAUUGUAUGAUGCAAAGUAUUUAAUGGUUGUACUUGGAUGUAGAGAUUAUCGUAUAUUAUUUAGUUUCCAGAUUCUAGCUCUCUGCACUUGCCUCUGUUGUGCUCACUUUGAGAAUGGCAAAAAGUUAUUCUAGUGUCUUUUCUCUCUCUCUCUUUUGUUUCUGGUGUACUGUUUAUCAACUCUUUUUAAGUUUCUCUUGUGCACAAUUUCACGAUAAGUACAGUGCUCUUCAGAUUAUUCACAUACGGUAUUAAUGACUUUGCUUUAGUUUUGGAUGCUUACUUUCCACCCUUCGGACCAAGGAGAAUCUCACAUGGUGCUGUGUUUGUAGUGGGGUCACGUGGAGCUGCGCUGGCUCCUAUCUUUGUUGUCAUUUGGGGUUAUUGUUAUUAUUUUCUUGUUUAUUAUUAUUAUUGUUGUUAUUGUUGUUAUUAUUAUUAUUAUUAUUAUUAUUAUUAUUAUUAUUAUUAUUGUUAUUAUUAUUAUUAUUAUUGUUAUUAUUAUUAUUGUCAUUAUUGUCAUUAUUAUUACUAUCGGCAUUAUUAUUGGCAUUAUUAUUAUUAUUAUUUACUAUUAUUGUUUGUUAUUUACUUUUAUUAUCAUUAUUUAUUGUUUAUUACUAAUUACUGUUUAGUAUUAAUUAUCUAUUAUCAGUCAUUAUUAUUAUUGUUAACUGUUGUUAUUCUUGUUAUUAGUAAUAUUAUUUCCUUUUUUUUAUGCUUUGUGUUACAGUUACUAAUUGGAUUGCUCGUUGUCAUUUUUUUCCUUUCGUUUCCCUUCCGAACUGGGAAGAGCUUUGGCUCGCAUUAGUUGUCUUUUAUUUAAAGAAGAUUUAAUUAGUUUUAUACUUUGAGUGAGGUCUGUUUUUUUUUUAGCUUUGUUAUGUAAGUGACGUCAGUUGCCGUUCAAAGGUGCAGGUGGUAAGAUUGGCUCCUAGAUGUUUUGAGGGAAAGAAUUGGAAAUUAUUGUGCAAUACUAUGAUCAAAGGCAAUUACUGUAACACAUUGCAACAGAGACUACCCACUACAUAAGUUGAUUUUGAAUAAAGAACAAAAUCA
Penaeus monodon (black tiger shrimp) is the source of this 5059-nucleotide messenger RNA. Its product is annotated as dnaJ homolog subfamily C member 25 homolog. NCBI's taxonomy places the organism in Eukaryota, Metazoa, Arthropoda, Malacostraca, Decapoda, Penaeidae. Gene Ontology annotation, cellular component: endoplasmic reticulum membrane. The record is from RefSeq and is a predicted model, not a curated record. Bases 60 to 1061 code for a protein of 333 amino acids. Gene Ontology annotation, biological process: protein folding. The transcript is spliced from 6 exons.